AUGAAUACCAGAAGUAGAACGGGGUUAGUUCCAACACCACAGAAGUCUCAUACUACUGCCACAAAGCAAAAACACAUUUCAUCGGAACGUUUACCAAAGCAAUUUGAGGCACAGCCAAUGCCACUGUCAUUGCGGCCUUUCGGUGGUCUUUUCAAUCCAUUUGCGAAAGGUUGUUCAGUUCUAUGCAAUCAUCCCGCACCCACGGAAGUAAAACACAUUAUAAGUCAAUUAAAAACCUCAAUUGGAACAGAUGGCAAAAGUGCUAAAGAUAAACGCGAUAAUGUGCAGCUGCAUGAAACAGAUAAUAUUCCAGAAGAUUUAUUUCGACGCUACACGGACACCGAUUCACGCCCACUGACACCUACACCAACCGUGACUAGCAUACAUACACGUAAUAGUGGCGGUUCUUUCCUAAAUAAUCGUCGCUGUAUCACACCUGAGUUGGGAAAAAAUGAAAUUAUUAAGAGAAAAAAAAUUAUUUUGGAUUUACGAAGAUCGCACUCACAAGAAACACUUUAUUGGAAACCCUCUUCAGAUAUGUCACAAAGUGCGCUAGAUGUUGAACAGAAAGAUAAGAAACCCAAAAGCGCUGACGCUUUGGAAGGAAAAAAACCAAAACGACAAAAAUCUGAAGAGCAUAGGCCUAAAUCCUCAUUAGAUGUGGUAGGUAAGCAAGAAGGAGAGAAAGAUGAGGAUAAGAAAAUACCAAAGACAUGUAUUAAUGAUCGAGAUUUUACUGAUAUUGAGGAAGACGUAAGACGUGGCAAGAAGCGCAAGAAACUUAAACCAACAACAGCGACAACGACGUUUCACUUGAGUGAAGAUCCAGAAACACAAAUAGCUACUUUAGGGCCAGAUUCCUUAAAUCCUAGUACAAGACCAAGUCUUAUACCAAAUUCAGUUAGUCUUAUGCCAGACAAGGAAAAACGAGAAAGUGAUCCGCUUCUAUUAAAAGGAAGUUUUCUUACUGAUGAUGCUUUUCAGGCUAUUAAAAUUGACUUGGAUAUAGAUGUGAUUGAAAAUACUUUUGGAAGAUAUCUUAAUCGUGCUUUAAGAGAAGCUAUCAAGUACAUACCACCUAAACCGAAGCCAGCUAACACAAUUGAGGAGGAAGUUGAAAAAUUAACUUUUGCUGAGAAAAAAAUGCCACGUAAAUUUUCAAAAUCAGCAACACGGUUCGAAGUACCAUUUAAUCUGAGAUCUUUAGAAAAAAUGACAGUGCUUGAUUAUUUAAGUAAAUUUGUUUGGGUCUCACAACAGCGUAAAAGACUUUAUAAGAGAGUCUUUCUUAAAUAUUACAAUGCACCAGAAGAUAGUGAAACGGGUUCUAAGAUCGAUGAGCAGAGUACCACUUCAACAAAGGAAGAAGAAGAGAUUAUACAAUUACCACGUCCUGAGUAUGUGGAACGUACAAUGUCAAUGUCAGUGUUGCCACAGGCUUUGGAAGAUGUUUUAGAGUUUCAUGGCACAGAAAUAAAUAUAAAAAAUAUGUUGCGAUUAUUGGAUUAUGAGAACGAAGAUAUAAAAUUACGUGAUAUAGAUUUUCGUACUUGGUGUGGUAUAGUUUCAUUUGCUGAGCGUUUGGCAUUGGAUGAUCCAACGGGUACGGAUUCAUGUGAUGAAUUGGAGAAAGUUGAUUUUAGCAGUAUGGAGGAACGUUUAAGAUUCUUCAAAGUGCCGCCAAAUUUACAAGAGGUUUUUGAUAUAAUAAGAAAAACACAUACCCUGGUGCCAUCAAUACCACAAGAUUUUAAAGUUGAACGUCUUCACAUAUCACGCAGUGGUAUCAGCAUGGCUUUAGCUGGACCCAAAGGUGUAGCUAUUAUGGAAUUACCACUUCGCUAUGGCAAAUCUGGUCAAUAUAUGAAUGGCAAAGAGAAAAUCACAUGUGGCGUUUAUGAAAAAAAAUCUCAACCCAACUUAUUUGCUGAAUAA
Teleopsis dalmanni is the source of this 1935-nucleotide messenger RNA. RefSeq lists its product as uncharacterized. The record is from RefSeq and is a predicted model, not a curated record. Lineage: Eukaryota; Metazoa; Arthropoda; Insecta; Diptera; Diopsidae. The coding region runs from base 1 to 1935 and encodes 644 amino acids. The transcript has 9 exons.